AUGCCAGAGAUGCAACAAGGUGUAACUCCUAGUAAAGGUGUUGUUAUAAUUGUUCUUUCCAUUAUGUUUCUCAUAACGUUUAUCUUACUUGUUUAUGUCAAAUUCUGUCGUGUUACUCCUCUUCAUCUUAUAACCCCAAACCCUCUUAACCAAGGAACAACUCCAUCAAGGUCUAUAGUUUUGGGCGUUGAAAAGAAAGUGAUUGAAACACUUCCUUUCUUUAAAUUUUCUUCCUUAAAGGGAUCCAAACAAGGACUAGAAUGCACUGUUUGUUUGUCGAAAUUCGAAGACGAAGAGACACUUAGAUUGUUGCCCAAAUGCAAGCAUGCUUUUCAUAUGAAUUGUAUUGAUAAGUGGCUUGAGAGUCACUCUACCUGUCCUCUUUGUAGGUACAUGGUUGAAGAAAAUGAUAUAAGAAACUUCACUUUUUCAUUCAGUUCAAGAUUCUUAAGAGUCCCUUCAAAUCUAAGUGAAGAUCCAAAUCUUGAGAUUUUUAUUCAAAGAGAACCUUCUCAAAGAAAGAGUAAAAUAGAUGAACAAGAACAAGAACAAGAAAUAGUUCUUCUUGAUCUUGAAGAAGGUGGUAGCAGCAAUGUUACAAAAUGGAAACAACAACAAAAACAACAUUUGCAUAUGAUAAAUCAUAGAAUAUUGAUCUCUGAUGCUGUUGUUACAAGGAGUAGAUGGAGUGAUCUUAACUCUUCUGAUUUGUUAUCAUUGAAAAGUGAGAUGCUUCAUGAUGUGUCAAGUGCAAGAUUUUCUCCUGAUGAGGAUGAAAAUUCUUUUACAGCAUUGAAUCCUGGCGAGAAGAGGUGUAUGUCUGAGAUUGCAAAUGUUCCAAGGUUUGUGGAAGUUGGCAGCAGAAGAAGGAAUGGAAAUGAUGAGACAAUGUGGAGGAUUUGGUUGCCUAUUGCAAGGAGAACAGUUCAAUGGUUUGUAAGACAAGAAACAAACUCGGUUCAGUUAUUGCAACAUAAACAUUUAGCUUCAAAUGUUUGA
This is a messenger RNA of Vicia faba (fava bean), 999 nucleotides long. NCBI's taxonomy places the organism in Eukaryota, Viridiplantae, Streptophyta, Magnoliopsida, Fabales, Fabaceae. The record is from the annotation of a GenBank genome assembly.